Prosopis cineraria is the source of this 1842-nucleotide messenger RNA. RefSeq names its product flavonoid 3'-monooxygenase-like. The record is from RefSeq and is a predicted model, not a curated record. Gene Ontology annotation, molecular function: monooxygenase activity; oxidoreductase activity, acting on paired donors, with incorporation or reduction of molecular oxygen; iron ion binding. The coding region runs from base 71 to 1618 and encodes 515 amino acids. Lineage: Eukaryota; Viridiplantae; Streptophyta; Magnoliopsida; Fabales; Fabaceae. The transcript is spliced from 3 exons.
CCUUCUCUUUCAUAUUACUCGACCUCUCUGUUUUCUGUUUAUUACUGUCUCAGUUUCGUCUAUUUCCUUUAUGGCUUCUCUCACUUCUCCAUGGCUUCUGGGUUUGGCUACUCUCGUUUUAGCCUCCCUCCUUCUCCGCCUUCUCAAGCUCUUCCGCCGUCCUUCUCUCCCUCUUCCUCCUGGGCCCACCCCCUGGCCUCUCGUCGGAAACUUGCCCCACUUGGGCCCCGUGCCCCACCAUGCUUUGGCCCAUCUGGCCCGCACUUACGGUCCUCUCAUGCACCUUCGGCUCGGCUUCGUCGACGUCGUGGUGGUCGCUUCCGCUUCUGUCGCCGAGCAGAUCCUCAAGGUUCACGACGCCAACUUCUCCAGCCGGCCGCCCAAUGCCGGAGCCAAGUACAUGGCCUAUAACUAUCAAGACCUUGUCUUCGCUCCCUAUGGCCCACGGUGGCGCAAGCUCCGCAAAAUCUCCGCCGUUCAUCUGUUCUCCGGCAAGGCAUUGGAUGAUUUGAGAUAUCUCCGACAGGAAGAGGUUGGAAGAUUAACGCGUAAUCUGGCGAGUGCCGGCUCACGAGUGGUGAACUUGGGACAAUUGUUGAAUGUGUGCACCACCAACGCACUGGGGCGGGCAGUAUUAGGACGGCGCGUCUUCAACGACGGUGCAGCGGGGUGUGAUCCUCGGGCGGACGAGUUCAAGUCCAUGGUGGUGGAGAUGAUGGUGCUGGCCGGAGUUUUCAACAUCGGCGACUUCAUCCCGGCGUUGGAAUGGCUUGACCUUCAAGGAGUUCAGCUCAAGAUGAAGAAACUGCACAAAAGGUUCGACGCCUUCUUGACCAACAUCAUCGAAGAACACAAUGUUUCCAAGAGUGAGCACCGCAAGGACUUGUUGAGUGCCUUGCUGUCUCUCAAGGAGGUUCAAGAUGAUGAAGGAACCAGGCUCACUGACGUCGAGAUCAAAGCAUUGCUUUUGAACAUGUUUGCGGCGGGGACUGACACGUCAUCGAGCACCACAGAGUGGGCCAUGGCGGAGAUGAUCCGAAACCCAACCGUGCUGGCCCGAGUCCAGCAGGAAUUGGACUCCGUAGUGGGCCAUCACAGAGUGGUGAAUGAAUUGGACCUGCCCAACCUGCCAUACCUGCAGGCCUUUAUAAAGGAAACAUUCCGUCUUCAUCCAUCCACCCCUCUCUCCCUCCCAAGAGUCGCGGCUGAGAGCUGUGAGAUCUUCGGGUACCAUAUCCCCAAAGGUGCCACUCUCCUGCUUAAUGUUUGGGCCAUAGCCCGUGACCCCAAAGAAUGGUCCGACCCGUUGGAGUUCAUGCCCGAAAGGUUCUUGCCUGGCGGGGAGAAGGCUGGUGUGGAUGUUAGGGGCAACGACUUUGAGGUGAUCCCAUUUGGAGCUGGACGGAGGAUAUGUGCAGGCAUGAAUCUUGGGCUUCGAGUGGUCCAGCUUCUGACUGCCACCCUAGCCCAUUCAUUUGACUGGGAGCUUGCAGAUGGGCUCAGCCCACAAAAGCUGAAUAUGGAAGAGGCUUACGGGCUUACCCUCCAGCGGAAGGUCCCUUUGAUGGUUCAACCAAAGCCCCGACUUGCGCCACACCUAUACUCUCAAUCCACCUAGAGAUGACUCGUUACCCGGUUUCGGAAACUAACAAAUUUGUAUGGGGACAUGUUUUUCUGUUGCUUGUAUUUCCCUAAUCGCUUGUUAAAAUUUGUUGUAUGAUUUGAAUAAAUUCUUUUUCAUUUGCCAAUGGCACUUGGGCACUAGAGAAGAGAAGCCCAAAGGUCGUGAUGUAAUAUUCUUUCUCCAAUUUAUUCAUAAUUUAGGUGAAUGUCUUCGUUGUA